AAGCUCAUAUCAAACACGUGCUUUGCCUACGAAGAAUCCAACAGGGUCACCAAGUUGCAGUCGUUGAGUCCAAAUGACCCCAUCGAAAAAAUGUCGACAAACUCUCUAAGCAUCAUGAAUAGUUUGGGGUAUACUGGCGACCUUUAUUCGUUCAGUAAUACAUCCAAACAUGUUGUUUUCAGUACCGUUAGGUCCUCGGCGAGCUUUGCCUAUAACAGCACCAAUUUCUUCUUCGUUGGAACUAGCAGUGGAGUGUACUGCAGUGACAUGGUCCAUGGUUGGAAGCGGGUGGUACUGAUUAGUGACACCACCAAGAUAUCGGUUCUUCCAAAGAUCAACUUGGUGAUAAUGUUGAGCAAUAACAGCUUGAGAUAUUACCCGUUAGACGUUUUGAUCAACUACUACUACGGCAGAAGGGAUACUGUAAGUAGUGUAGCCUUAUCAAGUGAUGCGGUUUCGUUUUUUGAGGUGGACAAGCACCGAGAGAUCACGAUGCUUUUCUAUGCCAAGAAGAAGGGAAACUCUUCUGGAGCCACCAACUUCAAGGUUUGUGUACCAGAAACCGACAAUGACGGAAUUUUUAGUGCCUUUAAAGUGGUGAAGAAGUUCUACGUGCAAGCCGAGUGUUUUGGAAUCUCCAUCUUCAACAGCUCAUUUGCUGUCUACACCAGUAAAGGAAUCGAAAUUCUUGAACUCGAUAAGCUCCUCCCCAGAUCGGUCCCUGAGAUUCCUAAUUUGGAUUCACUGACCAAAAAGAUCGACGUUUAUUCCCGAAGAUCACUCCCAACCACCCCAAAUGCCCCUGAGAUCGACAACAUACGGAGAGCCAUCUAUGGCACCAGCUCCAAGCCCAUGGGGAUGUUCAAGCUCAAUAACAACUCGGAGUUCCUCUUGGUAUAUAACGAGUGUGCGGUGUUCAUCAACAAGCAUGGAAAGCUCUCGCGGUUCUCAAUGCUUCGUUUUGACUACAAGGCUCGCUCCAUAGGAUUCCAGGACAACCAUCUCUUCAUUGUGUGUGAAGAGGCCAUUGAAGUAUGGUCCAUCAGUGACUUUGUCAAAGGUACCAACCGGCUCAUCCAGGUAACAGUAGGAAAAGGCAUCCGAAUGGUCAAUCUGCAGUCUUUGAUCUUCUCCAUGGCCAACCCCACUGUUCCUGGACUUCAAUUGGUGUUCCAGCUCCUGACCAAAUCACAUUAACAUUAGUGUAUAUUAUGUAACUUAUGCGUAUAUCGGCCGAAUCGGUAGUGGACCUCGGCAGUAGGUGCAACUCCGCGCGAAACUUGGGGAAACUUUGCAAACCUCACCAACCGCAGUUCUUUUUACAAAAGAUAUACAAUGGUUGAUUUUAAUGUCCAAGGCAAGGUUGCUGUAGUUACAGGAGGUACCAGAGGAUUGGGUCUCUACUGUGCUGAGGCAUUUGUGUUGAACGGGGCCUCCGCAGUGGUGAUUUCAUCUAGAAAACAGAAGGCAUGUGAUGAAUCCAAGAAGUACUUGGAAAAAUUGGCUGCUGACAACGGGAAAACUUGCCGGGUGAUUGGAAUUGCUGCCGACGUUUCAAAGGAGAGCGACUGUAACCUCUUGUUCGAAGAGACCAGCAAACAUUUCAAGAAAGUCGACAUUUUGGUUGCUAAUGCUGGUGCUACUUGGGGGGCCCCCAUUGGAGAUCAUCCGAUCUCAGCCAUGCACAAGGUAUUGGCAUUAAACGUGGUGGGAGUAUUCAACUGUAUCCAGUUGUUUACUCCUUUGUUGGAAGAAGCUGGGACCCCCGAAGAUCCGGCCCGAGUAGUUAUCAUGUCUUCUGUGGCCUCUAUUGUGUCUUUAGAUGCAGCAGGAGUAUACGGUUACACUGCCUCCAAGGCCGGUGUCAGCCACAUGGGAAAGUCAUUGGCACUUCAGUUGGGUCCCCGGAACAUCACUGUCAACUCGCUUGCUCCUGGCUACUUCCCAACCAAGAUGGCCAACGGACUUAUUGAAGUGGCUGGAGACAUUUUGGUGGACACCAACCCCAGAAGAAGAUUAGGAGAGAAAGAAGACAUCCAAAGUGCCAUUUUGUUUCUCUGCUCCAAACAAUCCAACUACAUCAACGGAGUGGUAUUGCCAUUGGACGGUGGCACGCACUUGGCUCCAGGUGCACGGUUGUAAAACCUGAUGAUGUUGUAGUAAAUAUCAAUGUACGAUUGAAAUUU
This is a messenger RNA of Yamadazyma tenuis ATCC 10573, 2186 nucleotides long. The record is from RefSeq and is a predicted model, not a curated record. Lineage: Eukaryota; Fungi; Ascomycota; Pichiomycetes; Serinales; Debaryomycetaceae.